Messenger RNA from Erinaceus europaeus (western European hedgehog), 1563 nucleotides. It is a transcript of the gene GCKR, whose product is annotated as glucokinase regulator. Gene Ontology annotation, molecular function: enzyme binding; carbohydrate binding; enzyme inhibitor activity. Gene Ontology annotation, cellular component: cytosol; mitochondrion; nucleoplasm. NCBI's taxonomy places the organism in Eukaryota, Metazoa, Chordata, Mammalia, Eulipotyphla, Erinaceidae. The record is from RefSeq and is a predicted model, not a curated record. Gene Ontology annotation, biological process: response to fructose; glucose homeostasis; negative regulation of glucokinase activity.
AUGGUCCACCCCAGCGAGGCACGGAGGCAUCCGCUGGAAUCCAAGCGGGGCUCCUGGAGGUGGCAGGAGAUGGGGGGAAUCAGAAGCUGCCCAGAACACCCAGGACACGCGGCUCUGCCCACACCCACCUCUGCUGGUCCUUGCGGUUGGUCAGGCCUCGGGGGGCUGCUCGGUGCCCAGGGGGCGGCCCAUCGCCAGGCUCGGAGGCGCGGCCCCUACCCCAUCCCGGCGCGGGCGAAGCUGCGGGCGCGGGGCUGCGGGGCUGUUUCCCCAAAGCCUGGCAAGUGGGAGCUAUUUGGCUAUUUAGCAUCCCUGUCAAUCACAGAGAAGUCAAAUCCACUGACCCAAGGCCUGGACACAGUAGACACUGAGCAAAUCAUUCAAUUUCUGGGGCACUGUGAUUCUGAAAUCUUUCAGGAGGAGAGCCCAGCCAUGCCAGCAUGCCAGCUGAGCAGUGAUUCUACAAUGAAUCAUGGCGAUUCAUUGACCACCGUGGUGCAAGUGGCUGGGAAAUUUCAGAAAAUGCUGAAGAAGUCAGAGGGAGGUGCUGGUGGUGCUGAGUGGAGGGGCACUUCUGGCCCGAUGGCUUUCCUCAGUUCACUUUCCUUUAACCAGCUGAUGAAAGGUCUAGGACAGAAACCUCUUUACACCUACCUCAUUGCAGGAGGUGACAAGUCUUUAGUGGCCUCUAGGGAGGGGACAGAAGACAGUGCCUGCCUGAAUGGGACUGAGGAACUGAGGAAGGUGACUGCUGGGAAGAAGAGGGUGAUUGUCAUUGUCAUUUUGAUGGGACUCUAUUCUCCCUUUGUGUUGAACCAGAUGGACUACUGUAUGGACAACACAAGCACCUUUGUGCCAGUCUUGGUUGGUUUCAACCCAAUAAGCAUGGCCAGGGAUGAGCCCGCUGAAGACUGGAGCUCCAUUCUACAAGUAGCAGAGCAGACACAGAAACUGCAGGAGAAGCAGGGAGUUUUUGUGCUCAAGCCUGCGUUGGGGGAGUGGGCAGAAGGCAUUGUUGUAUCUCAGAGAUGCCUUCUAGGAAGCCUGCAGACAUCUGAGUGGGCUUACCAGGUAACCUGUAGCCAGAGCUCCAAGAUGGCUGCCCUGAUGAAGUUGGCCAGCACUGGCCUGGAGUGAAGAGGCCAAAUGAAGCUGGUGGGCUGGCAGGCCCUGGGCAUCCUGGCCACCAUGGGAAGAGUGGGGUGCAUACACACCUUUGGUGCUGAUUUCGGAGAUGUGUGUGGCUUCCUCGCUAGUGAUCAUAGUAACAUGUUUAACCAGGAGGCUGAGCUCAUCUACAGGAGGAUUUGGUUUAGUGGAAAGAAUACUAGAGUUUCCAUUCCCCUUACAGGUCUGAAGUUCCAGUGUGAGCUCAGCACCACGUGGGUGCUGAAUACAGUGAGUACCAAGGUGCAUGUGCUUCUUGGGAAGACCUUCUGAAACCAUAUGCCGGACCUCCGCAUUCGAAACUCCAAGCUCUUCUGGUGGGCACUGGCCAUGCUGCAGACAGAUUUCUCCAUUUGUGGGAAAUUAGCUAUCAGCAUCGCCAGCCUAGCCAAUUGA